Messenger RNA from Musa acuminata subsp. malaccensis (wild Malaysian banana), 1113 nucleotides. RefSeq names its product rhodanese-like domain-containing protein 14, chloroplastic. Lineage: Eukaryota; Viridiplantae; Streptophyta; Magnoliopsida; Zingiberales; Musaceae. The record is from RefSeq and is a predicted model, not a curated record. Gene Ontology annotation, cellular component: chloroplast.
UUGGGUUGGAAGGGGCUGGAAAGCAGAAAGAGGAUCGGUGGGCCACAAGAACGCAAGAAAUCCAGAUGAAAGCAGGGCCGCCUCUCAACCUCCACCACCAGUUGAGAUAUCGUGGCACCACCAAUCCGCUACUGCCCAAUGUUUCCCCUGUUGAUAUUUUCCUCGCCGCCCAUUCCAUCACGGCAGUAGGCAGUACUCCUUCGUACCAAGUUCGAGAGAAAGCAAGAUGCUUGCUUCUGCUGCUGCUGCUACUGCCAUCACAAAGCCAAGCCUCUCCUGUUCCGGACUUCGCUUCUCUUCCGACAUCAAUUCGAUCCCUCCCUCGACGCCGGUGGCCGCCGCGGCCGGCUUCCGGUCCUCCUGCUCCGCCGCUCGCUCGUUCCGCGUCAGAAGCGCCGCCACGAAACCUGCGAAAUCACCUGCCGAAGAAGACUGGAAGACCAAGCGUGAGCUUCUCCUUCAGAAGAGGGUCCGUAGUGUUGACGUAAAGGAAGCACUGCGUCUCCAAAAAGAAAACAAUUUUGUAAUUUUGGAUGUCCGUCCUGAAGCAGAAUUUAAGGAGGCUCAUCCACCAGGUGCAAUCAAUGUACAAAUAUAUAGGCUUAUAAAGGAAUGGACCGCAUGGGAUAUUGCUAGGCGUGCUGCUUUCGCAUUCUUUGGAAUAUUUUCUGGCACAGAAGAGAAUCCCGAGUUUAUCCAGAGUGUGGAGUCAAAACUUGAUAAGGAUGCAAAAAUCAUUGUAGCAUGUUCAACCGGAGGAACAACGAAACCAUCACAAAAUCUUCCAGAGGGCCAACAGUCCAGGUCUUUAAUAGCAGCAUAUUUGCUGGUGCUGAAUGGGUAUAAAAAUGUAUACCACCUGGAGGGAGGGCUCUACACAUGGUUCAAAGAAGGCCUGCCUGCUGCUGCUGCUGCUGCUGCAGAAGAAGAAGAAUGAGAUGCAAGAUCACAAUGUAAAAUUGUGGCUCUAGGAUUUUGUUCCCUGCAGCCUUUAUUCAUAAUAUCAAUCUGUAAAUGUUUGUGUUAUUUUACAUACAUUCUUUAGCAGACUCUGACAGUUCACAUCAGAAUAAAUGAAUGAUGCUCUUCUUGUUGGGGCCUUAGAAAGUAAAG